Molecule: messenger RNA, 1288 nt
Organism: Prorocentrum cordatum
Lineage: Eukaryota; Dinophyceae; Prorocentrales; Prorocentraceae
Source: the annotation of a GenBank genome assembly
AGGCGAGAUGGCGGCCCCGUGGGUGGGCAGGCUGAGUCUGGACUCCCUGAUCAUCUGCUCCGACGCCUCGCUCGGGGGCACCUUCCUGGCGGUGCUCCUCAAGCUGCAGUCCAGCCGCUCCGCGGCGGGGCUCUCGCUGCAGACGCUGGUCACCGUGGUCGCGGCGAGGACCCUCCACCUGGCCAGCCAUUUUCUGAAGCUGCACUACCAGCCGACCGUGCUGCCCUGGAUCCUGUACCCCCUGUUCGACGUGGUCAACGUCGGCCUCGGGAUGGCCUGCGUCGUCCUGUUCGGGUCGUAUUAUCACACCUCGUACGAGGCGGAGAAGGACAAUUUCGGCAUUCAGAUUUACGACAAGCUUGGCCUGCUGCCGAAGGCCAACAAGCAGGAGCCUGGCAGCUACAGGCGGAACUUUGUGGCCAUGUCCUUCCUUUACGUCGUGAUAACGGCGAUGGCACUCGUGUGGUACUGCAUAAGACGGUCGCCGUCGACGUUCGCCGUGAGCUACUACUGCUGUUUCUACGAGGUGAUGUCGGCGAUGGCGCUCAUCCCGCAGCUGUGGAUGUUUCACCAGGACACCAGGGUGCAGCCGCUGCUGGCGAAUUUCGUGGUGCUGACAGCGAUGAGCCGCGUGUUCGUUCUGUCGUUCUGGGUCGCCUACCCGUGGGUGUACUACUGGAGUAACCCCGACAACCGCGGGAUCCAGAUGGCGUCCGAGGACGUGAACGUCGAUUCCCUCACGAAGACGCUUGAGCAGCUGGUGACAAAGCUGAGCGGAGGCCCGACCAACACGGCGAUCGGGAACCAUGCCACGGCGCUGGCAGCGCAGAUCGCCAAGGAGAAAGCAGCACAGGAGCAAGCACCGCAAACGUCGAAGGCCGUAAGACUCGCAGAGGCGGCCAGAGAGUUAGAGCAGGCGAACAGGCGCUACAACCACAAGCAGAUGGUCUACGAGCAGCACUUGGCAAAAGGGGCGGCCAUGAAGAGCAUCGAGGAAGAGCUGGCAGCAGACGAUGAACUGGACGGAGAAGCCAUUGCAGAGAUCGUCAAAGCCAAGCAAGACCUCAUCCAGAAGAUGAAGAACGAAGCGCAGACCUUCAAGGGCCACCUGGACACCUUCGUGAAGGACACCAAGGAACGCGCCAAGGAGCAGCGCAAAGAGAUACGGCAGAGAGCAAAGAAAAGAAAGGCAGAAGCAGGUGGCAAGGACAAGAAGUACAUGGACGACACCCUGGAGAAGAAGAGGCUCGCGAAGGCCGCGGGCAAGGGCAUGAUGAAAGAGGAAUAG